[Torrubiella] hemipterigena is the source of this 1329-nucleotide messenger RNA. The record is from the annotation of a GenBank genome assembly. Lineage: Eukaryota; Fungi; Ascomycota; Sordariomycetes; Hypocreales; Clavicipitaceae.
CCUCUCCACUCGCCCGCACACAAAAAUUAUCACUGUUUGUUCGCUCCAACUUUGACAACCAUCGAAUUUAGCGAUUUGUUCGACAGUCACAGUCACCGUAAGUUGGUUUCUUCUUCAUCACCAGAGUACUUUUAUUAACAUUUGGUUACAGAUGGGUAAGCCUUUUAUUUCUUCUUCUCGUUGCCGUCUUCUUCUAUCGAAUCCGACUUGCUGCCGCCAACCUUUGCGUCCAACGAAAUUUUACGAUGUCAUCACGGCCGUCCAUACACCAUUUUGCACCAACUUUGAGGACGAAAUUGAUCACUAUUUGAAGCAUGCGAACAGUUCAGACUCCAUGGAUAAAGAAUUACCAUCUAUCCUUCGGCAUCCGGGAACGAAAUGCUCAUGAUUUGCGCCCAGCGCAGCGACAACCCCCAUUCACGAAACGACAACAAGCAGGACUCUCAGAUGAAGACGGCGACAUUUGACGAAAACCACAUGGAAUGCUAACAUAUGAAUCAGGUCGUCUUCAGGAAUACGAGGUCAUUGGCCGCCACUUGCCCACCGAGGCUAACCCUACUCCCGCCAUGUACCGCAUGACCAUCUUCGCUCCCAACACCACCGUUGCGAAGUCUCGUUUCUGGUACUUCUUGCGCGGUCUUCGCAAGGUCAAGAAGGCCACUGGUGAGAUUGUCAGCGUCAAGGCUAUCGCUGAGAAGCGCCCCCAGACCGUCAAGAACUUCGGUAUCUGGGUCCGUUACGACUCCCGCUCCGGCACUCACAACAUGUACAAGGAGUUCCGUGAGAUGUCGAGAACCGAUGCCGUCGAGGCUCUGUACUCCGACAUGGCUGCCCGUCACCGUGCUCGCUUCAGGUCCAUCCACAUCCUCCGCGUUGUCGAGAUCGAGAAGACCGAUGAUAUCAAGCGCCCCUACAUCAAGCAGCUCCUCACCAAGAACCUCAAGUUCCCUCUCCCCCACCGCGUCACCAAGGCUGCCGGCAAGAAGGUCUUUGCUGCCCAGAGACCAUCCACCUUUGCUUAAAGUGUUUUCGUUUAGAGGAAGGGUUUGGCAGGGUCCUGCAGGUGUUAACUACGGAUUUAUGGAAAUAUCAAUGCAUUUGCUCCAUAAAGCGGGCAACGAAUGAAACCAAAAAUUUUCCACGAAGGCGUGUUUGACAGGUUUUUCAAAAGUGAUAUAAAAAUACUUCUUACUCAUUUCAACUGAAUCUGGACGUGCCCACUGUGUACUGUUUGUUGAUUGAGCAAGCAACUAUUAAUUUGGGUCUCGAUAGACUCCAGUAGUCCGGCCAAUACGGAAGAGCUGAACAACAAUUGCAGCAAUGUAGACG